CUCAUCUGCACCUGUUUACGCACAAUCUUCUGUUCAUGAGCACGAGCUGAAACUCCCAGGGCAGGCCGAGGCUGACGUCACCUGACAAUAGUUCUAAUAACUCAGGAUACCUGCCAGCUAAGAACUCGGGAUGGCCAGUGUGUUUGCAUAUCAGAGUUCGCAGGUGGACUGGUGUGAAGAUAAUUUUCAGUUUUCAGAGAAAGUUGCUGAGUUUUAUAAUACGGUCAGCAAUGUGAGUUUCUUUAUAUCUGCCCCUAUAAUGAUGUACCUAUUACACCCCUAUGCUCAGAAGAGGAACAGAGCUGUGUAUCUCAUCUGGGUCAUGGUGAUGCUCGUUGGUUGCUUCUCUGCAUACUACCACAUGACCCUGAGCUUGUUCGGUCAACUGCUGGAUGAAUUAUCAAUCCUGUGGGUGUUGGCUAUUGCUUACAUGCUGUGGUUUCCUAAGAGACACUUAAAGCUCAUCAAAAGCAGGAAAUCUUUUUCAUUGAUUGUCUUCCUCGUCGCACUGCUGAGCACAGUCCUGUCAUUUUAUAGACCAACAGUGAACGCUUAUGCACUGAACACUGUUGCUUUGCAUGUCAUUUAUGUGAUUACACUUGAACUGAGAAGCUGUACAGACCAAAGAAUAAUUCACCUCGCCUUUGCCACUGUGGCUUGGUGGCUGGUAGCAAUUUCUUGCUGGCUAAGUGAUCGUUUACUCUGUGCUUUCUGGAGACAGAUUCAUUUUUACUACCUCCAUAGCUUCUGGCAUGUGCUGAUUAAUAUGGCAGUUAUCCGUGGAGCAACGCUCUUUGCAUAUUUUGACGCAUUUUAUGAAAUUCCGGAGACCAAACCAGAAGUGAAGUAUUGGCCCAAAAACUGGCGCUUCCUGGGUCUGCCAUAUCUUGCUAUAAAAACCAAGGAUCCUUUCCAAAAAAUCUUUUGAUGGGGUUGUGCAAUGUUAAGUCAUGUUACACAUGUUAUUAUUCAAUGCCUACAUAUACUAGCUAUGAGGUUCUCAUGUGGGAGUGUUAAUCAUGGUCAAAGGAAUGAGUCUAAUGUGAAAUGAUUUAUUUGUCACACUGUUAGUUAUUACUAUUAAGCAGAUAGAAAUGUUGUCAAACUUUCAAGUUUGGAUUUCUGUUUCUGUUUCUGUUUCAAUCAUAUCCAAUUGAUUAUGAUUUUGUGAAUUCUGGCUUCAUAGGUGAAGUCUAGAAGUUAUUAAAAUACCUUCUAACCCAGUGUCAGUAUAAAAGAAGAUGCAGGAAACACUCAGGAAAUCAGGCAACACCUGUGAAAAAAUAAGUAGUUGAUGUUUCAGAUUGGGGACUUUUUCUCAGAAUUGGGAAAAGUUAAGAGUGGUCCCAGGCAGAAAAGCUGAUAAGGGGAGGGAAGAAUUUAAAGGGGACGCCAGUUGAAGUGGCAAAAGGGAUGAUGAUGUGAGGGGACUUUGGAUUGGUUAGGCACCCUCGGUGCUGUAAAUAGAAUACACUGAGACUGACCACAGAAAUGUCCUAACAUUAAUUCUUGUCCUGCAUCACUCUUCUUUUUAAGAAAGUCCUACCUUCCCUCCAUCACUUUUCAGUAACACCCUCCCCUCCCCAUUUCUGUGGACCUUUUUUCAGUUACGGGGUAAGAUCAGUGGCCCAAAAUUUCCCACUUCUGCUUCCCUCUGCAUAAAUAGCAUCUACUGAGUGCUUCCAGC
Hypanus sabinus (Atlantic stingray) is the source of this 1687-nucleotide messenger RNA. It is a transcript of the gene acer1, whose product is annotated as alkaline ceramidase 1. The transcript has 7 exons. The record is from RefSeq and is a predicted model, not a curated record. The coding region runs from base 131 to 928 and encodes 265 amino acids. Gene Ontology annotation, biological process: ceramide metabolic process. Gene Ontology annotation, cellular component: membrane. Gene Ontology annotation, molecular function: hydrolase activity, acting on carbon-nitrogen (but not peptide) bonds, in linear amides. NCBI's taxonomy places the organism in Eukaryota, Metazoa, Chordata, Chondrichthyes, Myliobatiformes, Dasyatidae.